GUCGGCCAGUAAACACAUACAUUAUAAUAUUAUAGUUGUAUUAUUGACAAUAUACACUAAUUAUUCACAAGGUCAGACGUACAGUUUAUCAGGAUCGGCAUCAUAUGGUACUAGAGGAGAAGAUUACCGAUUUACAUGUCAAAUAUCUGGCGACAAUAUACCCACAGCUGUUUGGUUUAAAAAAGAAGAUACCCCAUUCUGUAGAAUAUUAUUAUCAAGAUGUCUACAAUCAUCAUCUGAUAUCAGAUACACAUGUGGUUGCAUCAGUGGUAACAACAAAACUCUGUACCUUGAUGUAACUAAUGUUCAAUCAACUGAUGCUGGAGACUGGAUCUGUGGAGCUUUAGAUGUAAAUGGUGGCAGCAGUCUACCCGUUACACUUCUUGUCUACUAUGGACCUGAGAAUAUCAGUUUUACACCAACUAGUUCUAGUAUAACAGUGCAAGAAAAUGAAAGUAGAUAUGUAACCUGUUCAGCUGACUGUAAUCCACCACCAUGUAAUGUCAACUGGUAUAAAGGAUCUACUUUUAUAUCAUCUAUUGAACUUCUCUCAUUAAACAACAUCAAUAGACAACAAGCUGGUAAUUACACCUGUCAGGUUCAACAUAAUAAUAUCACCAACAACACACUGUCUAAAGUAUUACAGAUAACAGUGUAUUGUAAGUAUUACAGAUAACAUUUCAUUGUAAGUAUUAAUUAUAAACUAUUCACUACAGAUACUAAUUUAUUAUAAACCACGCACUACCACAACAGUUUGUGGGGGAUUUCUUUAAUUAAAUAAUCUAACGGAUUUUAUUCGAUACCAUUGUCCUUUCCUCAUUUAAUAAAUAUAAUUCAUUACCUUAACAAAUGUGCCAGAUAAUAUCAGAUUUGCAUCACCACCAUUCAGGGUUUACUUUUCUUCUGACGGUUGUAUAGGUUGGUCUACCAAAUUCAUGUCUGUUGAGUUAUUUUAUUUUAAAAAUUCCAUGAACAAAUAAUAUUACAUAUCAAAUAAUACCAUGCCCCUUAAUCUAACAGAUGGACCUGAGAAUAUUAGAUUUACACCAACCAGUUCUAGUAUAACAGUGAUAGAAAAUGAAAGUAGAUCUGUAACCUGUUCAUCUGACUGUAAUCCACCGCCAUGUAAUAUCAGCUGGUAUAAAGGAUCUACUAAAAUGUCAUCUACUAAACUUCUAUCACUGAACAACAUCAAGAGACAACAAGCUUAUAAUUACACCUGUCGGGUUACACAUACACAGAUAUCUAGUUCAGUUCUAUCUAAGCAACUGACAGUUAUAGUACACUAUCCACCAAGCAUCUCAAGUUUGAUAUCUGAUGCUACUAACAACAUGAUAGACGAUGAUUCUGGCAUUACCUUCACCUGUGCUGUUGACAGUUUUCCAUCUUCAAACAUAUCCUGGUCUAGAUCACAACAAGGGAGACAACUCUUUUUUGGUAGACAAUAUGCCAUACCUAAAGUUAGUUGUCAACAUACAGAUAACUAUACAUGUACAGCUAGAAAUGAUAUUAGUAAACCUGUAUCUAGAACUAUUCCAUUAUAUGUUAGAUGCAGGCCCGUUCUUGACCCAAAUAAAGAUACCAAGACCAGUAUAUCUGUAUCACGUGGAGAAACAGGUGUAUUAUCCAUCCAUGUUUUAGCUUAUCCACUACCUGUAUUUACCUGGUAUUAUCAACAACAAGAUGGCAGUGAAAGAUUGAUUAUAGAUUUUAGAAGUCAACAAAUAGAUGAUGGUCUUUCCUCAACACUAACUAUACAAGAUGUUACAUUUGAUGAUGGUAGAAAAUAUAUAGUUUAUGUUAAUAAUAGUCUUGGUUCCAGAUCUAUUGUAUUUAACAUGGCUGUACUGUCUAACGAUGAUGACAAUAACAAUAACCUGCUUGGUAUUGGUAUAGCUAUUGGUCUGGGCAUCAUCCUAUUCAUUAUUGCUAUUAUCAUAGUUUUACUGUGGGUCGUCUUUAAGAAAACUGGGAGGAGAAUCUGCAUUCAAAAAGUAACAGGAAAUGAUCCGACAUUAUUUGAUGACGCUAACAAUCAACAAACCAGGUCAGAUAAUAUCACCUUGUCUGAAACCCCACCUAUAUAUGAAAGAGUUGGUACUGAUGCUGUCAAUACUACAUAUCCUUCUAAUCCUGGUUAUAUCAACACAGAAACAGCAUCAUCACCGUAUGAAGUACUGGAUAAACAAACUGUUGAUCAACAACCCAACUCUUACCAACAACUCGAUACACCAUCCAGAUCAACAUAUGAGGUACUGGAUAAACAAACGAUUGAUCAACAACCCAACACUUACCAACAACUCAGUCCCUAUCAAAAUGUAACUCGGGAUUGAAAUGAUAUGUAAAGAUAAUAUUUAAUGAAUUUAUAAAUGUUUCUAGAAAA
Molecule: messenger RNA, 2383 nt
Organism: Patella vulgata (common limpet)
Lineage: Eukaryota; Metazoa; Mollusca; Gastropoda; Patellidae
Product: opioid-binding protein/cell adhesion molecule homolog
Exons: 6
Coding region: 1002-2333 (443 amino acids)
Biological process (GO): cell-cell adhesion
Cellular component (GO): cell-cell junction
Molecular function (GO): cell adhesion molecule binding
Source: RefSeq, a predicted model, not a curated record